This is a messenger RNA of Xiphophorus maculatus (southern platyfish), 7506 nucleotides long. RefSeq names its product GTPase activating Rap/RanGAP domain like 3 (gene garnl3). Lineage: Eukaryota; Metazoa; Chordata; Actinopteri; Cyprinodontiformes; Poeciliidae. The transcript has 31 exons. Bases 417 to 3569 code for a protein of 1050 amino acids. Gene Ontology annotation, cellular component: cytoplasm. The record is from RefSeq and is a predicted model, not a curated record. Gene Ontology annotation, biological process: activation of GTPase activity; regulation of small GTPase mediated signal transduction. Gene Ontology annotation, molecular function: GTPase activator activity.
UCCUCCAUCCCGAGUCUCAUGAAGUCACUGGCCAACAGCCGCUCACUGGGACUGAAGCUCGGAGGGGAGAGAGCUUCACACUGUUUAGGAUCUCUGGAGCGACCGAGGCGCCUUGCGCAGUUCGCUUAGGGUGACCAGCUGCAGCAGCCUCUCUUCAGCCUCCUCUCUCUGGAGACCGUAUGGAAGUACCCGGCAGCCGGAAAACAUGCACCUAACCUCCUACACGAUCCAACAUCCCGGUUUUUUCUCUAUGAGGAGGUGAACCUUGCAUCGGGAGGGAUCAUUUUUCGGUCUGCCUGUUUGUCUCCCUUUUCCUCUGUCUUACAGUUAACCGCUCGAUUUUUUUUGAUUUUUUUUGAAGUCUUCAUAAACGAGGAGCUUUUGUUUCUCAAAGUCUACCUGCUUGUCCAGCACCCAUGAAUUCGGAUAAAAAUGCGUACCUCGGCAAAGACAAGGGCAUCAUGCGGAAGAGAGCUCUGCUCCUUCGGAAGGGUUGCAGCUUCGAGAUAACCAGCUCCGCCUCAGAGGACCUGGGCUGCAGGCGUGGAGACUUCAGCAGGAAACACUAUGGUUCGGUCGAGCUGCUGAUUUCCAGUGAUGCAGAUGGGGCCAUUCACAGGGCGGGACGCUUCAGGGUGGAGAACGGUUCAUUAGAUGAGGCUUCAGACUACACUCCUGGAACAUGGAGGAGAACGGACGUCCAUCUGGAAAACCCAGAGUACCACACCAGAUGGUACUUUAAGUACUUCUUGGGAAAAGUCCACCAGAACUACGUGGGUACAGAUGCCGAGAAAAACCCUUUCUACCUGUCGGUCGUCCUCUCGGACCAGAACAACCAGCGGGUCCCUCAGUACCGAGCCAUUCUCUGGAGAAAAACGGGAACUUUGAAGAUCAGCCUCCCGUACAGUCCGACUAAAACACUAUCAGUCAAGUCCAUCUUAAGUGCAAUGAACAUGGACAGGUUUGAGAAAGGCCCCAGGGAGAUCCUCAACCCAGAGAUUCAGAAGGACCUGCUGGUGUUGGAGGAACAGGAGGGUUCAGUCAAUUUUAAAUUUGGUGUGCUGUUUGCCAGAGACGGACAGCUCACAGAUGACGAGAUGUUUAGCAAUGAGACGGGGAGCGAGAACUUCGACAAGUUCCUCAAUUUGCUGGGCGAUACUGUCACACUGCAGGGGUGGGCAGGCUAUCGAGGAGGGCUCGACACCAAGAAUGACACUACAGGACUUCAGUCCAUCUACACGGUGUAUCAAGGCCAUGAGCUCAUGUUCCACGUCUCCACCAUGUUGCCCUACUCUAAGGAGAACAAGCAGCAGGUGGAACGGAAGAGGCACAUUGGAAACGACAUCGUUACCAUCGUAUUUCAGGAAGGGGACGAUGCGUCGUCGUCCUUCAAACCAUCUAUGAUCCGAUCACACUUCACCCAUAUUUUUGCUUUAGUCAGGUAUAAUAGCCAGAAUGACAGUUACAGGUUGAAGAUUUUCUCGGAGGAGAGCGUUCCACUGUUUGGACCCCCUCUUCCAUCUCCGCCUGUAUUUACUGACCACCACGAAUUCAGGGACUUUUUAUUAGUCAAAUUAAUCAAUGGAGAGAAAGCCACACUGGAGACGCCGACAUUUGCCCAGAAACGUCAGCGGACCCUUGACAUGCUGAUCCGCUCGCUCUACCAAGACCUCAUGCCUGACCUGCACAAGGUUCCCUUUUCUCCCCAGAACAUGUUAAACCGGAGGUCUUUCAGCGACGUGCUGCCUGAGUCUCCGAAGUCGGCGCGUAAGAAGGAGGAGGCCCGGCAGGCUGAGUUUGUCCGAAUAGGGCAGGCUCUGAAGCUGAAGACCAUCGUGAGAGGAGAUGCACCAACAAGCCUUGUUACCACAGGCCUGUGCAGAAAAGAGCCAUGGGAAUCUCAGUCUUUCAGCAGCACGUUCCCCUACGAGAUCAUAUGUGCCGACUCGUGGGGUCAGUCUCUGCUGGUGGCCACCGACACAGCGGGGGUCUUGAUGCUGGAUGGCCCUGAUCCGCCGCUGCCCGGUGCUGAGACGCCGACGCUUCCCCCUGUGCAGGUGUUUGACAAAACCAUGGCAGUGAAGCAGAUGCACAUUCUGGAGCCUCAGGACCUUCUGAUUACCCGGGCAGACAAAGGAAAGGACGCUCGGCUGUACGUGUUCAGACUCGGCGGCAUCAAGAGAGGCCUGGAGGAACGGCAGCUCGUCAGAAGCAAGUGUGACUGCAGGGAGAACAAACUGGAAAAAACUAAAGGUUGUCAUUUGUACUCUAUCAACACCCACCACGGCUCCGAGCUGAGAAUAGUAGCAGCCAUCAGAACCAAACUCCUCCUAAUUACCAGGAAGCAUCCACGUUUCAGCGCUGUCGCCACGGGAGCAGACUCCCCGGUGGAGGAGUUUCAGUACAUACGGGAAAUCUGUCUGUGUGACCCGCCUGUGGUGAUGGCGCUGGUAGACGGUCCGACCGGGGAGAACGACAACAUGAUAUGCGUGGCCUACAAACACCAGUUCGACCUGAUCAAUGAGAGCACCGGGGAUGCCUAUCGACUUCAUCACGUCGACGCCAACAGGGUAAACUUUGUAGCAGCCAUUGAUGUGUAUGAAGACGGCGAGGCGGGCCUCCUCUUGUGUUACAACUAUAUUUGUUACUAUAAGAAAGUUUGCCCCUUUAACGGCUCCACACCAAUGAUCCAGUCCAACACUUCUGAUUUCCACUUCAGCUGGAACCAGAUGCCCAACGCUAUCGUUUGCGCUUUUCCUUACAUCCUCGCCUUCACAACGGAUUCCAUUGAGAUCCGACUGGUGGUCAAUGGAAACCUUGUUUACACAGCAGUGGUCCCGGAGCUGCAGCUGGCUGCCUCGAGGUCGGACAUCUAUUUUGUCUCGUCGGCGCCGGUGAGCUCAGCCUCCAACUGCAGUUCCAGAGACACCAGCUCUCAGAGCUCCCCCCAGACGCCCACAGGCUACGAGAUGCCCGUAUUUCCUUCACCGCUCGGAGAUGAUUCAAUACGGAUCCCCUAUGGUACCAAGCUUUCCCUGUACAUGUCUAAGGACGCUGAAGGUGAAGCAACAUGUAAGCAAAUCUUCAAGAUUCCUCUGUGUAACCUGGUGGGCCGCAGCAUCGAAAGGCCCCUGAAGUCCCCCCUGGUCAACAAAGUGAUGACCGCGCCCGCCCCCGCCAUGAUGGCGCCCACUCCGCUUAUCUCCGCCACACACUCGCUGUCCCUGUCCCGCAUGGAGAUCAAAGAGAUAGCCAGCCGCACCCGGAAGGAGCUGCUGGGCCUGACCGAGGAGCCGAGUGGGAAGUCGGACAGCGGAUCAGUCAAACAGAGAAAGAUGAGCAAAAAGAACACUGACGAGGAUCCCAAAGCUAGAGCGCUGACGUCAACAAACAGCGACAGCAGGUUAGCCUCAGACUCGGUGGACGCGGAGCUGGACGUCCAGCUGUGCUGCUCGUCCGCCUUGGAGGCCGAUCCGGAGAUGGUGGUGCUGCAGGAGGGCAGUCCGCCUCUUGCCAGCGCGUUUGCCCUCUCCACGUCCUUCGAAGACGAUGUCCUGGACCUAAAGUGAAGACAAUCCUGUUGUGCACUUCUCUCCUCGCAUACCUUUGUGCUGUCACUGUCAUUUUGGUUUUUUCACUUUUGUUUUUUGGGGGGGUUUUUGCCUUUUAAAAUGGUUUCUUGAAAUGCAUCCCUGCCUUCUAAUAUCCUGGGUCUCCCCAUCCAUCAGGGUGUUGGUGGGAGUGACGAAAAUAUGUCUCCGCUCAUGUUUACCGUGCGUCACUUCAUCGGGUAUUUGUGUGGCCUGCCCCGCCCCCCUCAACAACAACAAAAAAAAGGCUUUGAGGUUCUGCAAGAUGCCCGGGUGUGUUUCAGCAUCUACAGUCGCUUUGAGAGAAGGGCAAACUGAACGUAGAUCUGCAAACAUCUGUGCAUCUGAACACGGUUAACCUCCAAAGCCGCCGACUCCGUGUUGUAUAUUAUUUCAGAUCUGCUUGCAAAUGUUGUAUGAUACCGCUCUGUAUGUGUACAUCUGUUUAUACACCGAACUGCAUACAGUGCCAGGCACACCUGUCUGAUCUGUUUAUACAUAUUUAUAGAUAUAUAGAUAUAUAUAUAUAAAAUUAUUUUGCUCCAGCCUUCAGAGAUAUUAUGAGUUUUUUUUUUGUUUGUUUGUUUUUGGUUUUUUUGCUCUGCACCGAUCCUCACUCACCACUAGACAGGUUGACAGGGCAGGAGGUAAAAAUCUCCCUUAAGUGCCAUUUCCCAGCAUCCAUCACUGAUCCACUCACAACAGCCAGGGCAUCGUGGCGUCUGACAGCCAUGACAGUAGUCCACAUCACACGAGUUUGUUUGCUGCUGAAGAAACCCCGACACUAAGGCCAGCAUGGCUGACGUCUGGUGCUGAAGAAGUACACAAACAGAAAUGAGACAUAUCUGCUGUGUGCUGCAUGGUUGGUUGAAAUUUGAGUAAAGCUUUAGAAGGAAAUGAAAUAAUUCAAGUAGGUUUAAAUUAUAAGGCAAGACUUUUUUUUUUUUACCAAUUUUAAGUGAAAACCAUAUAUAUGUUUCUCUCUGUAACACAUUAUCCUUGUUGAAGGAUAACAAGGAUAAUGAGACCUCAUUGAGGCCCUUUUCUGGACUUUUCAGAAAAAAGGCCCAAUAUGCACGCUUUCUCUACUUGUUUUCAUUUGAACUUAUAGAAAUAGUCCACCUAAUAUAAAACAUUAAAUAACCCUAAAUGAGAAACAUUUGCGAAGUACAUUCAUCCUCAAAUUUGUCCCUUCUUCCCAACUCCCACCUGUGCUUCUUGAAUUCCCACCUUCAGGACGGAUUCACAGCACCUUGCAAAAGUAUUCCUACCCAUUGGACUUUUUAAAAGUUAGAAUCACAAAAUUCAAUUUAUUUUAUUGGGAUUUUUAAGUAAUAAACCAACACAAAAUAGCCUAUUGUUAGGAAUUGCAAAGAAAGUUAUGCGUAGCGAUCAAAAUGGUGAGCAAAUGAAAAUCGGAUAUGUGUUCAUGUGUUUUCUGUUGGAACGUGUGUCUAUCAGUUCGGUUCAUUUAUAUUACGCCGGAUGACAACAAAUGCCUGAAAGCACCUCGAUCACACACAUAAAUUCAAAUUCAAAUGCAUUCAAAGUCUGUCCUAGUAAAAUUACAGCAAAGUUUAGUUUAAUAUCCCAUUUAGUUAAAGGUUUUCUAAUGUAACUCAGCUGAUUGCAUCAAGUCACUGACUCUGCAGCAAUUUCUUCUCCAGAACAAGCAUCUGCUCUGAGUCGCUACCAGAUGAAUCUCAAGACUCAUAUUUUUCUCUAGUGAUUUAGGAAAAUAGUUCAAACUCAGUCAGCAAUUCUUGUCACGGAUUUUCAGUUGCAUUUCGGUUUUAACUUUGACUAGGCCAUUCUAACAAAUGAACAUAUCUUGAUCUGAACUGUUGAAGCUUGCUCUAGCUGUACAUUUAAGGUUAUUUUCCUGCUAGACGAUGAAGCUCCACUCCAGUCUCUCGCUGUUUAGCUUCAUUUAUCUUCUUAUCAACACAGCUUUCCUGUUCCUGCUAAAGAAAUGCAUUUCAACAGUAUGAUGCUGCCACCGCCAUAUUUUAAUAUGGUAAUGUUGUCUUCAGGGAAAUGCACAGAGAUAAGUUUUCCACCUCACAUAGCCAUUCCAUGACCUGAGCACAUUUUCUAUCAUUUCCUUUCUUUUUUACUUUUUACAAUUAAAUGCUGCCUUGUGAUGGUCUAUCAGUAAAACUCUUUCAAAAUGUUUUGAAGUUUGUGGUUGUAAUGUGACAACUUUAGAUGGUGUAAGAUUUAAGCUGCAUUCAUUUCAUAUUAAAUUCAACUCCACCGGCUCUUUUGACAUUCGCUUUCCAAGCUACGUCUUGGCCACUCUUUGUGUCCAAAUGACCAUCUGCAACAUAAGUGCCUGAAAACAUCUGCGAAAAGGCCUCACAGCAGCCAAAGACAGACAUUCUUGAUCAGACUCGCAUUUAAUCCAUCUGGUGAUGUACACCGAAGAAAGACUCUGUGUCCCUGUUAUCAUAUAGACCUCUUAGAUCACAGGUGUCAAACUCCAGUCCUCGAGGGCCGCUGUCCUGCAGUUUUUAGAUGUGCCACAGGUACAAAAUGCUGGAAUGAAAUGGUUUAAUGACCUCCUCCAUGUGUAGAUAUGUGUUUCAGAGCCUUGGUAAUGACCUAAUUAUUCUAUUCAGGUGGUUCAGCAGAGCCACAUCUAAAAGUUGCAGGACUGUGGCCCUUGAGGACUGGAGUUUGACACCCCUGUCUUAGAUCAUUAGUAUGGGAACCUUACAACCCAAUAUGAAGGAAAUGAGGCAAAACUCAAGGUCAGACAGAUAAUGUGUGUUAACACACAACUAUACGUCUGCGGCAUUGUUGCACAUCUUUUGUUAAAAAUACAAUUAAUCUGCUAAUUUGCUUUAUCCUAUCCAUAAACCUUAGAGCUGCGAUAUGCAAACAUCUCAUUGCGACACUUGUCAAGCACCAACAAAUAGCUCAAAUAAGCUUUCUCCAAUUUCCUUUUUGGACCUCACUUUUUUUUUUUUUCUUUUUUUUUAACAACAAAACAGACUAACAAGCUAUAAUUCGGAAGCUUUUAUUGAAAGACAGCUUCUGCCUGGAUUUCAUCCGUUUUGCAACUGGCAGGACCAGGUGGAAACUAUCUUUUCCGUUUACCUCUGCAGUGGGGUAAAACGUUUCCCGUCGGUUUUGCCGUAGUGGAAGACGAGGUUGUAUGCAAACUAAUCGACAUUAUAAAAAUCAGCUUGUGUCUGACUCCUUAAAAUACACGCAGCUUCGAAGACGUGAGGAGCAGCAGAGUAGGACCAAAAUAGAAAGCGUAGAAGAGAUUCACACUAGGAGCUGUAAGGCAAGUAAGAGAGUGUGUCUACAGAUAUUAUUAUACAUUUCACAAGAAAACAGCUGUGAGAUGUUGCAUGAACCCUUAUCCUCACUCCAUUUCCCCUCAAGCUUUUCAUCUGUUUCUCUGCCUGCCACAGCAUGAAUUCCUCCAAAAUGGUUACCAAACUUAAAAGGAGGGGGGGGAACUACUACUUUAUUAUUUUUUUUAAUCUCUGAAUUAAAGGUGAUUAAGGGAAACACUGCUUCACUAACUCGUGUGAGUCCUGUUUCAUCUCACUAUGCUCAAGUUACUCUUCCCCUCUGCUUUUUCACUGUUUUUUGUUUUUCUUUUUGUAAUAAAAUCUAUAUUUCCUGUUUAGAUUGUCGCUGAACUUCUCUGUGAUAUCAAAACGAAAGAAAAUGUACAAAAAAAAUUACACCAAGUGUCUUAAAAUAUUGUAUCGCCAUCGUUUUUAAUGCCAAGUAAUACUUGUAAAUGUUUGUGCAUCAAAUGUGGCCUCAAAUGAAACUUAACUAUAUUAUUAUUAUUAUUAUUUAAACUGUUAUUUUUAACAAGUGCUGUAGACCACUGCUGUGAAAGUAGUUGAUUAUGUUCAUUAAUAUGUAAUAAAUAUUUAUGGAAUUUCAA